Molecule: messenger RNA, 348 nt
Organism: Penicillium cataractarum
Lineage: Eukaryota; Fungi; Ascomycota; Eurotiomycetes; Eurotiales; Aspergillaceae
Product: cytochrome c oxidase subunit 6B family protein
Exons: 2
Coding region: 1-348 (115 amino acids)
Biological process (GO): mitochondrial respiratory chain complex IV assembly
Cellular component (GO): mitochondrion; respiratory chain complex IV; mitochondrial intermembrane space
Source: RefSeq, a predicted model, not a curated record
AUGGGCUGGCUCCCUUGGUCAUCCGGCGACUCCAACAAAGCCUCUGACGGCGGCCGCAUUGCCCCGGAUCGCACGAGUCGUGCGCGCUGCUGGGAGGGCAGGGAUGCUUUCUUCGCCUGCUUGGAUCGGAAUGAUAUUCUCGACGGAAUCAAAGAUGAUAAGGAGGCGCGUCGGAAAUGCGCCAAGGAGGUUGCCGAGUUUGAGGCUGCUUGUUCGGCGACUUGGGUCAAAUACUUCAAGGAAAAGCGAGUGAUGGAAUAUAACCGGGACAAAACGAUCGAGCGGAUCAAGAAGGAGGAUGCGGAGAAAGUGAAGGAAUUGAAGUCUCAAGGCUGGAAGUCCAGCUAG